Messenger RNA from Emys orbicularis (European pond turtle), 3152 nucleotides. It is a transcript of the gene AFTPH, whose product is annotated as aftiphilin. The coding region runs from base 256 to 2994 and encodes 912 amino acids. The transcript has 11 exons. Gene Ontology annotation, molecular function: clathrin binding. The record is from RefSeq and is a predicted model, not a curated record. NCBI's taxonomy places the organism in Eukaryota, Metazoa, Chordata, Testudines, Emydidae. Gene Ontology annotation, cellular component: AP-1 adaptor complex; trans-Golgi network membrane. Gene Ontology annotation, biological process: intracellular transport.
UUGGACCGAGGCGGGUCCUGUUGCUGCGGGCUUUGACAUGGAUUCCCCCUGAUGGCGGCCGCCCCGGGAGGCCCCAGAUAACACCGGCCUGGUCCCUGUGCGGAGCCACCCUCUGCCUGGCCAUGCCAGGCCCAGCCGCCCCUGCAGGAGGCCGGAGAUGGAACCCACUUCUCAGCCCUUUGCUGCUUCUCUGCCAACCAGAUGGACCACUGAAUUGUAUAAGGUAUAAAUUAACCUUCUAAAAGGAAUUAAACAAUGGAACCAGACAUAAUUCGGAUGUACUCUUCUUCCCCUCCUCCACUAGACAAUGGUGCUGAUGAGGAUGACGAUGAUGAAUUUGGGGAAUUUGGUGGAUUCUCUGGUGUUGGCACUUCUGGCGUAGGUUUUGCUGAUUUUGAUGCACCAGACUACAGUAAUUCAAAGGAGGAAUUUAUACCAACAAACCAUUUUAUGCCAAUUCAUGAUUACUCUGACAAUGGAGAUAGCCUUGCAACCUUUAACUCUGUUAAAAAUGGUAAAGAUAAAGACUGCAUUGCAGAACUUCCUAAACCCGCUAAAGAACUCUCUGAUAUAUCAACUAAAACCAGCAAAGAAAAAUGUAAAUCUAGAACUUCAGGUACUUCCUUUGAUGUUAAUCUGGAAGAUGUAAAGAGAAUAGGGGAACAAAAAGAGAACAUUGGAAAAGCAGAGGGUUUCUCCUCUGAAGGCCUUAGAACUGAUAUGAAAGUUACAGGCCAGGACCAGCAAAUAGACACUUGUAAUGGUGAGAAACUCCCAUGUCUAGAGAUUCUAACAAAUGGUUUUGCAGCAUUGGAUUCUGUAAAUCCUCAGGGAAUAGAAGAUCUGGACAGUGUCAGUGACUCAAAGGGACUAAAAACUACUAGCACUCAUAGCACCGAGUUAAGUUUAGACUCUGUGCCUAGCCCAGCUGAGGAUUUUGCAGAUUUUGCUGCAUUCUCAAACAAUGAAACAAUCCAUUUAGAAGAACCAGAACAUAAAAUAUGCAAAGUUUUUAAUGAAAGAGAAGCACUGAAUGUACAGGAAAACCAUAUAAUAAAUAGAGUGGCUGAACAAAGUAUUAUGAAGGAAGAGUCUUCAGAUAGAAGCUAUGAAUAUGAAGGAGAGACUUGCACUGAAGAUGAGCAGGCUUGCAUUUCAGAAACCAGUUUAGUAGAUAAUGAAGUCGGUAGUAAUUGUGAGCAAGACUCUACAGCACUGGACCAUAAUGACUUCAUCAUUUGUAGCACACCUCAAACAACUGGGAUUUCAAUAGGCACUACUGAAAAUGCAGAAAACACUGGAAGGCGAAAAUAUUGUGACAGUGGGAACAGCAAAGAACUUGAUUUUUCUAGGGCUGAUGAUUUUUCAGAAAGUAUCAACUUUACUAAAAUUCAAAACCCCACCAGUGAUCCUGCAGAAGAAACUGAUUUGGGUGAUUUUGAAGAUGUAAAGAAUGGUGAAAGUAGCACUGAAUUUCUGUCUUGUAGUGAUACAAAUGAAGAUGAAUUUGGUGAUUUUGGCACAGUCAGUGGUGCAUCUCCUGCUUUUAUUAGCGAUACUCAAGAGUCAGUGAAUGAUUCAAGUUUAGAAGAAUCUUCUGAACAAUCUGCACACUUCAGUGAGCCAAGUGGUAAAUUUGGUGAGUUUAGGGAUAUAAAUAUUGUGUUAACUGUUGACAAACAAAAAUUAGAUCAGUCUGAACUAAAUCAGACAUUAGACUAUAGAGCUACCAAUACGCUUUCUGACUUGGAAGUCCCACCUCUUGCUGAGUUGGAAAAUGGAGAGAAUAGUGAAUUUGGAGAGUUUGAUUCAGUGCCAAAACCUCAAGAUGAGUGCAGUGCUUUUCAGGACUCUGACGACUUUGCAGACUUUAGUUCGGCUGGUUGUAACCAAGCUGCCGAGUGGAAUGCUUUUGAAGAUGAACAGAAAGAAAGCUGUUGUUGGGCUGCUUUUGGAGAUGAACAAGCUGCUGAAUCUCAUUAUAGAAAAGAGCCAUGGCAGUCACAUAGGACAGAUCCAUCUCUUAGUAUUGACAGCCCGGUGACCCAUCAGACUGAGGGUGUUGCUUUGGCAUCUUUCCAGGGAGCUGCCAGUAGGCGAGAAUCAGCACCUUCAAUUCAGACAACGUUGCUAAGCCGUCUGGAGCGAAUAUUUGAAGUUUGCUUUCCUUCCAUACCUGUUCUUGAAAUAGAAGAAGAGAUAAUUUCCUUGAGCCUUUUUCUGGAAGCCAGCAACAAACAGAUGAGAACAGGGGAGACUUUGGCUAACAGUGGGGAACUUAUGGAAGUAUGGACAGAGCUGCAGGAUAUCCAUGAUUCGUAUGGAUUGAGAUAUCAGUGGGGUGGCUCCCACAGCAACAAAAAGCUUUUAUGCUCCUUGGGAAUCGACACAAGAAAUAUUCUCUUUACAGGCAACAAGAAGCAGCCUGUUAUUGUACCCAUGUAUGCAGCAGGACUGGGUAUGUUAGAGCCUACCAAGGAACCUCUGAAACCAAUAUCUGCUGCAGAAAAAAUAGCUUCCAUAGGACAGACUACCCCUGUAUCACCAGAGAUGAGCACGUGUACAUCUGAUCAGUUCCAGGAAUCUCUACCACCUGUCCAGUUUGACUGGAGUAGCAGUGGCCUUACUAACCCUUUAGAUGCUAGUGGAGGUUCCACUCUUCUGAACCUUGAUUUCUUUGGGCCCGUGGAUGACAGUAGCUCUAGCAGCACGACCACAAUGCCAGGUGUGGAUCCAGAGUUGUAUGAGUUGACAACUUCAAAACUGGAAACCUCCAAUGCAAGCAGCAAAGUGACCGAUGCAUUCGCAAGGCUCAUGUCCACAGUAGAGAAGGCAAGCACAUCUACAAGGAAGCCUAAAAAGGAAGAACAUCUUAGUGAAGAGGCUGCCAAGGUGAUUUCUAGCCUUCCUGACUUAACUUUCAUGCAUGCCAAGGUGUUGAUGUUCCCAGCCACAUUAACACCUUCAACACGCUGCCAAGAAAAGGUAGACUAAGUGAUGUGAAUUGGACACUUUCUAUUGAUUUUAUUUUUUCCCCUCUGGGUCAUAAAAAGCAAUCUUGCUUUAAUUAAAAACUUCAAGUUCAGAUGAUUUGUUGGUAAGCAGCACUAGAAAGGUAUACAUAGUAAUGUAUAUUUAUUUACAUACCGGAA